GGCGGCGGAGUCGGGUGCGGCGGCGGCGGCGGCGGCGGCGGCGGCGGCGGCUGGGCCGGGCGAGGUCCGGUGCGGGUCCGGCGGCUCCGCGGCUGCUCCGCUCUGAGCGCCUGGCUGGCGCGCCCCGCGCCCUCCCUGCCGGGGCCGCCGGGCCGGGGGAUGCGCGCGGCGCCCGGGAGCCAUGGUCCGCUUCGGGGACGAGCUGGGCAGCCGCUAUGGGGGCGCCGGUGGGGAGCGGGCUCGGGGCGGCGGGGCCGGCGGGGCGGGCGGCCCGGGCCCCGGGGGGCUGCAGCCGGGCCAGCGGGUCCUCUACAAGCAGUCGAUCGCGCAGCGCGCGCGGACUAUGGCGCUCUACAACCCCAUCCCGGUCAAGCAGAACUGCUUCACCGUCAACCGCUCGCUCUUCGUCUUCAGCGAGGACAACGUCGUCCGCAAAUACGCCAAGCGCAUCACCGAGUGGCCUCCAUUUGAAUACAUGAUCCUGGCCACCAUCAUCGCCAACUGUAUUGUGCUGGCACUGGAGCAGCACCUGCCUGACGGGGACAAGACACCCAUGUCUGAGCGGCUGGAUGACACGGAGCCCUACUUCAUUGGCAUCUUCUGCUUUGAGGCGGGGAUCAAGAUCAUAGCUCUGGGCUUCGUCUUCCACAAGGGCUCCUACUUGCGGAACGGCUGGAACGUCAUGGACUUCGUGGUGGUUCUCACAGGGAUCCUGGCCACAGCGGGCACUGACUUCGACCUGAGGACCCUGCGGGCCGUGCGUGUGCUCAGGCCCCUGAAGCUGGUGUCUGGGAUUCCGAGUCUGCAGGUGGUGCUCAAGUCCAUAAUGAAGGCCAUGGUCCCGCUUCUGCAGAUUGGGUUGCUUCUCUUCUUUGCCAUCCUCAUGUUUGCCAUCAUUGGCCUCGAGUUCUACAUGGGAAAAUUCCACAAGGCCUGUUUCCCCAACAGCACAGAUCCAGAGCCAGUGGGUGACUUUCCCUGUGGCAAGGAGGCCCCAGCCCGGCUGUGUGAGGGCGACACCGAGUGCCGGGAGUACUGGCCGGGACCCAACUUUGGCAUCACCAACUUUGACAAUAUCCUGUUUGCCAUCUUGACAGUGUUCCAGUGCAUCACCAUGGAGGGAUGGACUGACAUCCUUUAUAACACAAAUGAUGCAGCCGGCAACACCUGGAACUGGCUCUACUUCAUCCCUCUCAUCAUCAUCGGCUCCUUCUUCAUGCUCAACCUGGUGUUGGGUGUGCUCUCAGGAGAGUUUGCCAAGGAGCGUGAGAGGGUCGAGAACCGCCGGGCCUUCCUGAAGCUCCGCCGGCAGCAGCAGAUUGAGCGGGAGCUCAAUGGGUACCUGGAAUGGAUCUUCAAGGCUGAGGAAGUCAUGCUGGCUGAGGAGGACAAGAAUGCGGAGGAGAAGUCCCCUCUGGAUGCAGUGUUGAAGAGAGCAGCCACCAAGAAGAGCCGGAAUGACCUGAUCCAUGCCGAGGAGGGGGAGGACCGGUUUGCAGACCUCUGUGCCGUUGGAUCCCCCUUCGCCCGCGCCAGCCUCAAGAGUGGGAAGACAGAGAGUUCGUCAUACUUCCGUAGGAAGGAGAAGAUGUUCCGGUUCUUCAUCCGCCGCAUGGUGAAGGCACAGAGCUUCUACUGGGUGGUGCUGUGUGUGGUGGCCCUGAAUACGCUGUGCGUGGCCAUGGUUCACUACAACCAGCCGCAGCGGCUCACCACGGCGCUGUACUUUGCAGAGUUUGUUUUCCUGGGUCUCUUCCUCACAGAGAUGUCCCUGAAGAUGUAUGGCCUGGGGCCCAGAAGCUACUUCCGGUCCUCAUUCAACUGCUUCGACUUUGGGGUCAUUGUGGGGAGCAUCUUUGAAGUGGUCUGGGCCGCCAUCAAGCCGGGAACCUCCUUCGGGAUCAGCGUGCUGCGGGCACUCCGGUUGCUGCGGAUCUUCAAAGUCACAAAGUACUGGAGCUCCCUGCGGAACCUGGUGGUGUCUCUGCUCAACUCCAUGAAGUCUAUCAUCAGCCUCCUUUUCCUGCUGUUCCUGUUCAUCGUGGUCUUUGCCCUGCUGGGCAUGCAGCUGUUCGGGGGACAGUUCAACUUUCAAGAUGAGACCCCGACAACCAACUUUGACACCUUCCCCGCGGCCAUCCUUACCGUCUUCCAGAUCCUAACAGGAGAGGACUGGAAUGCAGUGAUGUAUCAUGGGAUCGAAUCGCAAGGUGGAGUCAGCAAAGGCAUGUUCUCCUCUUUUUAUUUCAUUGUCCUGACGCUGUUUGGAAAUUACACUCUGCUGAAUGUCUUCCUGGCCAUCGCCGUGGACAACCUCGCCAACGCUCAGGAGCUGACCAAGGAUGAAGAGGAGAUGGAAGAAGCAGCCAAUCAGAAGCUUGCUCUGCAAAAGGCCAAAGAAGUGGCUGAAGUGAGCCCCAUGUCUGCCGCAAACAUCUCUAUUGCUGCUGCUUUUGUAAAGCACACGCGAGGUGCUGCCUCUCACAGCUCAUCUGUCUCCAGCAUAAACUCACCCAGGCCGCAGAACUCGGCCAAAGCACGCUCGGUCUGGGAGCAGAGGGCCAGCCAGCUGCGGCUGCAGAACCUGCGGGCCAGCUGCGAGGCGCUGUACAGCGAGAUGGACCCCGAGGAGCGGCUGCGCUACGCCACCACGCGCCACCUGCGGCCGGACAUGAAGACGCACCUGGACCGGCCGCUCGUGGUGGAGCUGGGCCGCGACGGGCCGCGGGGCCCCCCGGGGGGCAAGGCCCGGCCCGAGGGCGCAGAGGCCGGCGAGGGCACGGACCCACCCCGCAGGCACCACCGGCACCGCGACAAGGCCCCGGCAGCGGCCCCGGCGGCGGCGGCGGCGGCGGCGGAGCAGGACAGGGCAGACGCCCCGAAGGCCGAGGGCGGGGAGUCCGGGGCCCGGGAGGAGCGGGCGCGGCCGCACCGCAGCCGCAGCAAGGAGGCCCGGAGCGAGCGCGGCCGCGGCCCGGGCCCCGAGGGCGGCCGGCGCCACCACCGGCGCGGCUCCCCGGAGGAGGCGGCCGAGCGGGAGCCCCGGCGCCACCGCGCCCACCGGCACGCACCCGACCAGGGCAAGGAGAGCGCCGCGCCCGGGACCAAGGGAGAGCGGCGAGCGCGCCACCGCGGCGGCCCCCGGGCCGGCCCCCGGGAGGCCGGCAGCGGCGAGGAGCCGGCGCGGCGGCACCGGGCCCGGCACAAGGCGCUGCCCGUGCACGAGGACGCGGAGAAGGAGGGCGAGGUCGAGGACAGGGACAAGGAGAAGGAGCUCCGGAACCAUCAGCCCAAGGAGCCACGCUGUGACCUGGAGGCCAGUGAGAUGAUGGGUGUGGGCCCUGUACAUGCACUGCCCAGCACCUGCCUACAGAAGGUGGAGGAACAGCCAGAAGAUGCAGACAAUCAGCGGAAUGUCACACGGAUGGGCAGUCAACCCUCGGACCUGAGUGCCACUGUGCAUAUCCCGGUGACGCUGACUGGCCCUCCUGGGGAGACCACGGUUGUUCCCAGUGGUAAUGUGGACCUGGAAAGCCAAGCUGAAGGGAAGAAGGAGGUAGAAGCCGAUGACGUGAUGAGGAGUGGCCCCCGACCUAUCGUCCCGUACAGCUCCAUGUUCUGCUUAAGUCCCACCAACCUGCUCCGCCGCUUCUGCCAUUACAUCGUGACCAUGCGGUACUUUGAGAUGGUCAUUCUUGUGGUCAUCGCCCUGAGCAGCAUUGCCCUGGCAGCCGAGGAUCCUGUGCGGACAGACUCGCCCAGGAACAACGCUCUGAAAUACAUGGACUACAUUUUCACAGGCGUCUUUACCUUUGAGAUGGUGAUAAAGAUGAUUGAUUUGGGACUGCUGCUGCACCCUGGGGCCUACUUCCGGGACCUGUGGAAUAUUCUGGACUUCAUCGUGGUCAGUGGGGCCUUGGUGGCAUUUGCCUUCUCGAGCUUCAUGGGAGGAUCCAAAGGGAAAGACAUCAACACCAUCAAGUCCCUGAGAGUCCUGCGUGUCCUGCGGCCCCUCAAGACCAUAAAACGGCUGCCUAAGCUUAAGGCCGUGUUUGACUGUGUGGUGAACUCCCUGAAGAACGUCCUUAACAUCCUGGUUGUCUAUAUGCUCUUCAUGUUCAUAUUUGCUGUCAUUGCGGUGCAGCUCUUCAAAGGGAAGUUUUUCUACUGCACGGAUGAGUCCAAGGGGCUGGAGAGGGACUGCCGGGGUCAGUAUUUGGAUUAUGAGAAGGAGGAAGUGGAAGCUCAACCACGGCAGUGGAAGAAAUACGAUUUUCACUAUGACAAUGUGCUCUGGGCUCUGCUGACACUGUUCACAGUGUCCACGGGAGAAGGGUGGCCCAUGGUCCUGAAACACUCUGUGGAUGCCACCUAUGAGGAGCAGGGCCCAAGCCCCGGGUACCGCAUGGAGCUAUCCAUCUUCUAUGUGGUCUACUUUGUGGUCUUCCCCUUCUUCUUCGUCAAUAUCUUUGUGGCCUUGAUUAUCAUCACCUUCCAGGAGCAGGGGGACAAGGUGAUGUCUGAGUGCAGCCUGGAGAAGAACGAGAGGGCUUGCAUUGACUUUGCCAUCAGCGCCAAGCCCCUGACACGGUACAUGCCCCAGGACAAGCAGUCGUUCCAGUACAAGACGUGGACGUUUGUCGUGUCUCCGCCCUUUGAGUACUUCAUCAUGGCCAUGAUUGCCCUCAACACGGUGGUGCUGAUGAUGAAGUUCUACAAUGCACCCUAUGAAUACGAGCUGAUGUUGAAAUGCCUGAACAUUGUGUUCACAUCCAUGUUCUCCAUGGAAUGCGUGCUGAAGAUCAUCGCCUUUGGGGUGCUGAACUAUUUCAGAGAUGCCUGGAAUGUCUUUGACUUUGUCACUGUGUUGGGAAGUAUUACUGAUAUUUUAGUAACAGAGAUUGCGGAAACGAACAACUUCAUCAACCUCAGCUUCCUACGCCUCUUCCGUGCUGCCCGGCUCAUCAAGCUGCUCCGCCAAGGCUACACCAUCCGCAUCCUGCUGUGGACCUUCGUCCAGUCCUUCAAGGCCCUGCCUUACGUGUGUCUGCUCAUCGCCAUGCUUUUCUUCAUCUAUGCCAUCAUUGGCAUGCAGGUAUUUGGAAAUAUUGCCCUGGAUGAUGACACCAGCAUCAACCGGCACAACAACUUUCGAACAUUUUUACAAGCCUUGAUGCUGUUGUUCAGGAGUGCCACUGGGGAGGCCUGGCACGAGAUCAUGCUGUCUUGUCUCAGCAACCAGGCCUGUGAUGAGCACGCCAAUGCCAAUGAGUGUGGGAGCGACUUUGCCUACUUUUACUUCGUCUCCUUCAUCUUCCUUUGCUCCUUUCUGAUGUUGAACCUCUUUGUGGCCGUGAUCAUGGACAAUUUUGAGUACCUUACACGGGACUCUUCCAUCUUAGGGCCUCACCAUCUGGACGAGUUCAUCCGGGUCUGGGCUGAGUACGACCCGGCCGCGUGUUGCCGGAUUCAUUAUAAGGAUAUGUACAGUUUGUUGCGUUGUAUUGCGCCACCCGUUGGCUUAGGGAAGAACUGCCCUCGUAGGUUGGCCUACAAGCGCCUGGUUCGCAUGAACAUGCCCAUCUCCAAUGAGGACAUGACUGUCCACUUCACGUCCACGCUGAUGGCCCUCAUUCGGACCGCACUGGAGAUCAAGCUGGCUCCAGCUGGCACAAAGCAGCAUCAGUGUGAUGCAGAGUUGAGGAAGGAGAUUUCCUCCGUGUGGGCCAAUCUGCCCCAGAAGACCCUGGAUUUACUGGUGCCACCUCAUAAACCUGACGAGAUGACAGUGGGGAAAGUCUAUGCAGCUCUGAUGAUAUUUGACUUCUACAAACAGAACAAGACCACCAGAGACCAGAUUCACCAGGCCACUGGAGGCCUAUCCCAGAUGGGCCCUGUGUCCCUCUUCCACCCUCUGAAGGCCACCCUGGAGCAGACACAGCCGGCCGUGCUCCGAGGAGCCCGGGUGUUCCUUCGGCAGAAGAGCUCUGCGUCCCUCAGCAACGGUGGGGCAGUACAAACCCAAGAGAGUGGCAUCAAGGAGUCUGUCUCCUGGGGCACUCAGAGGACCCAGGAGGUACCCUGUGAGGCAAGGACACCCCUGGAGCGUGGCCACUCUACAGAGAUCCCGGCGAUGCAUCCAGGAAAACCGGCUGUUGAUGUCCAGAUGCAGAGCGUGGCCCUGAGAGGUCCUGACGGGGAGCCCCAACCUGGGCUGGAGAGUCAGGGACGAGCGGCCUCCAUGCCCCGCCUGGCUGCAGAGACCCAGCCGGCCCCUGACGCCAGCCCCAUGAAGCGCUCCAUCUCCACGCUGGCGCCCCAGCGCCCCCAUGUGGCUCAUCUCUGCAACGCUGCCCUGGACCGCGCCCCAGCCAGCCAGGCUGUGCCCCACCACCACCACCGCUGCCACCGCCGCAGGGACAGGAAGCAGAAGUCCCUGGAGAAGGGGCCCAGCCUGUCCGCAGACGCAGAUGGCGCACCCAGCAGUGCUGCAGGGCCGGGGCCACCCCCGGGAGAGGGGCCCACAGGCUGCCGGCGGGAGCGUAGGCAGGAGCGUGGCCGGUCCCAAGAGCGGAGGCAGCCCUCUUCCUCCUCCUCGGAGAAGCAGCGCUUCUACUCCUGUGACCGCUUUGGGGGCCGUGAGCCCCUGCAGCCCAAGCCCUCCCUCAGCAGCCACCCCACAUCACCGACAGCCGGGCAGGAGCCAGGACCCCCGAGACAGGGUGGUGGUUCAGUGAAUGGGAGUCCCUUGUUGUCAACAUCAGGUGCUAGCACCCCUGGCCGCGGUGGGCGGAGGCAGCUCCCCCAGACUCCGCUGACCCCCCGUCCCAGUGUCACCUACAAGACGGCCAACUCUUCCCCUGUCCACUUCGCUGGGGCGCAGACCAGCCUCCCCACCUUCUCCCCUGGCCGGCUUAGCCGUGGCCUUUCUGAACACAACGCCCUGCUCCAGAGAGACCCCCUCAGCCAGCCUCUGGCUGCUGGCUCUCGGAUCGGCUCCGACCCUUACCUGGGGCAGCGUCUGGACAGUGAGGACACUGUCCGCGCCCAGCCUGAGGACACGCUCACCUUCGAGGAGGCUGUGGCCACCAACUCGGGGCGCUCCUCCCGGACUUCCUAUGUGUCCUCUCUGACCUCCCAGUCCCACCCCCUCCGUCGCGUGCCCAAUGGCUACCACUGCACUCUGGGACUCAGCUCGGGCGGCCGGGUUCGGCACAGCUACCACCACCCCGACCAAGACCACUGGUGCUAGCUCGCUGCACCGCCUCCACCACACACCUGCUCAGCGGGCGCGUUCCAGUCGAUGAGUUUUAUCAUCCACGCUGGGCUCCCAGGGACGCUCAGGGGCACCAAUGCGGGGGCAGCAGCCCCUGGGAGGAGGGGCCUCGCCUUUGGGGCCAGCUGGGGGGAGGCCCCGCUUCUCCCCCCCCUCCUCUGUGACGCUGGACCAAUUCCUAAAGCCCUUUCGGAGAGGGACGUGGCUCUCUCUAUCCCCUUGUAUGCUGCCUGCCUGGGUCUCAUACCACAGACCCUACACGGGAAGUGGCUGCAUGUGCUGAGUAGGACCCUGCCAGUCUGAAUCCUGUGUGAUGGAUCCCAGCAUCUGGGGUGUGUGCCUAGAGCCAUUUUUAGGAGGUCUGAAUCUUGUGGAGACCAUCCUUUAUUCAAGUGUGUGGUACAGAGGAGCCCAGCAUGUUUAAGAGCCUGGCAAGACAACAGUUGACAGUCAACAGCAGCAGUCUUGGGAGCCUGCUUUUGGCUCCAUGCAAGUCUUGUCCGCGCCCACAAACACACACAUGUGUGGCAUUGCCCUUUGUACCUGGGACAGCAAAUGGACACUAGAAGUACACUCACACACUCUCUGUCCUCUCCCAGAUGCUGUCAUCCCUGACAGGGACCAAAUCUGGAAACCAUUCUUGCUGUUGGUUUUGGUUUUUAAUCACGACACCCUUCCCUCUUUUGUCAGUUCCAUAUACUUGACCUAGAAAAAAAAAGAAAACCAGAAAAAUGGGGAAGGAAAUAGUAAUAUAACUUAAAGAAAAAAAUCCAACCUGUAGGAAGCUCUCAGCUCUUCAGUGUGUGUGUGUGUGUGUGUGUGUGUGUGUGUGUCUUGUGCGAGGCAAUGCUCUUGUGUCCAGCCCGGGUGGUCCCCCAGUGACCCCUGGCUCCUGCUGCUCUUGACCAAGUGCCUGACUUCCGAGCCCUCUCGUGCCAGGCUCCUGGGGGCGGUGACGUGAGGCCUGUGUGGUGGGUUUUGUGGAAACAGUUCCAAAUAUCAACCAAGUAGAAAGCUGCUGUCAAUGGAGAACACUCAUAUAACAUCCAGGAGGAGGUUAUAGGUGGAAAUGAAGUGACCAUUUCCCCGUUUUCCUCCCACCAGCAUGAGAGUUUCCUGGGAAGCCACAGAGCAGGGUAGAGCGUGUCCUUGUAUGGGGGGUUUUCAGUCUGUUCUACAUCUGAAUCUCAGGGAUGGGAUGCCUGCCAAAGGGGGCAUGAUGUCUGUUGUCGUGAAAGUUUCUUUUCAGAUAAGGCCAGAGGGAGGGAGAGGUGGUGGGAAGAGGGAGAGGUGGGAGCCGUGGAGUUGGAGCUGUCGGGGCAGGAGUGAGGGCCUGUGUUUGAGCAGAUGUGGGCACUUGGGAUGUCCUGACUGAAAUGAGGCCCAAACUCGGAGGAAGCGGUUGGUGAAGGAGAACCUUGGCUACUGCGGCUCAGAUGGGAGUUUCUGAAGCCCAGCACUGUGUGUGGCACGAGACAUGGGAAAGCGGGAAACAAAAGAGAGAUCCAACCUCAUGGCCAUUCUCAAAAGGGAAAGACCAUAGUUAGGAGGCUGUGCAUAAAACACUGGGACACCUUUUGUUUUGUGAACAAAGGGAACGUUUAGAUGAUGUGAUUCUGGUGCAUCCUCCCUGUUUGGAAAUGUCAGAUGAUCUCUUUGCUGGAUCAUUUGAGUGUUCCCAUUGGCUUUUACCCCAUGACUCACCUUGAAGAAACUUGGCCUGUGAUGUGUGUGUGCGUGUCUGUGUGUGGAGGUGUGUCCUAGUGAGUGGAUGUCGUUAACCCAUAGGGCUAUGCAACAAAAGACACACAUUUAAUAGAAAUAAAUCAUGUAAGACCGCCACCUGUUCUAGGGUUUCAGCAUGAUUGUGACCAAACCAUUUUAUAGAAUUUCCUUACUGGAAGGCACAACACUCUGAAACUUUAAGAUUACAGAGUAUUUUACUGCAAUAGGAAAUAAUAAACUGGAAUGGAAUCUCAGACUGUGCAUGAGAUCGCUGUGCUCCUGUUGCAAAGCAGAAGGACCUGUAUUUUGAUACUGAUGUUUCAUCUCUGGCCCAUGUUAUUUUGAAUGUAUCCAUUCUGUGCAGAACCACAGCUACUUUCCUGGCCAUGUUGGGUGGAGAAUCACUGUUCUAGCCCCACACAGCCUCACCACUUUGUCUGGAUUCUUCUAGACACUGGAAUUGGUGAAAACUACAGGGAGUGGGGGAGGAGAUACUGUGUCCUGUUUUCCUGAAUUUGGGUUUUGUUUCUGUAUCGUCUCUUUUCAGCUAUCCUAUGUUUCCACUGAGAUCUCAUAGUGAGUUGCCAAAUUUGAAAUGCAUUAACCAGUUGUCUGCAUCUGGACCAGUCAAGCAGUGGCUGUAGUUUGAAUAAGUUAUGUGUGCAUGUAAAAUAUAUACAUAUAUACAUAUAUACAAGUAUGUGCAUGAAAAUGUAUAUCUUCGUACUUUUUGAUACAAUGUAUUCAUUUGUUAAUUUUUAAUUAUAUUUGAUAUAAAUCAAAGGUUUGUUGCAAAACUUUAUAUUUAAGAACAGUGUUAAAAAAAUACCCAAAAAGAAGUCCCAACCAUGCAACACAACUGGGGCCUGCUUUAAAACAAUCCUGUGAUUGAUGAGUUUGCUGCCUGAGUAAUAUUGAUCACCCAGACUUUGGAUUCUGCUAUUGUUUCUACAAUGACAUUUUGUAUGAAUCAAAGUCCUUGGAUUAAAAUAAAACUUAGCAAAAAAUCAAAAAUAAA
Messenger RNA from Leopardus geoffroyi (Geoffroy's cat), 10019 nucleotides. RefSeq names its product calcium voltage-gated channel subunit alpha1 B (gene CACNA1B). Bases 182 to 7252 code for a protein of 2356 amino acids. The transcript has 49 exons. Gene Ontology annotation, cellular component: membrane; voltage-gated calcium channel complex; neuronal cell body. Lineage: Eukaryota; Metazoa; Chordata; Mammalia; Carnivora; Felidae. Gene Ontology annotation, biological process: calcium ion import across plasma membrane; chemical synaptic transmission. Gene Ontology annotation, molecular function: calcium ion binding; high voltage-gated calcium channel activity. The record is from RefSeq and is a predicted model, not a curated record.